This is a messenger RNA of Eruca vesicaria subsp. sativa (arugula), 2412 nucleotides long. The record is from the annotation of a GenBank genome assembly. Lineage: Eukaryota; Viridiplantae; Streptophyta; Magnoliopsida; Brassicales; Brassicaceae.
UCUCGUCAAUAUCACAACAACAAACAACAACAAAACGUUUUGAUCAAAAGAGAAACACUGUUAAACCCUCACAAAACUUCAUCCAAAACACGAUCGAUCUCCGACAUGAUUAGUCUCUGAAAGAGGUUGAUGAUAUUGGGUUACUUCAUCAUGGGAGGAGCUUGUUCAAGGAAGAGAGAUCAACAACAUGUUGAGGAUAUUUUAAACAGAGGCGUCUCUGGAAAGUAUAACAAGAGUUCAAGUUCUAAAUGGUUAGCUACUUCCCUCUCUAGGUCUGCCUCCUUGGGUGUUAAACGGAGUAAUGGAGAGUGCCCUUCGCUUUUAGAGCUCUGUAUCCGCAAGAUACAAGAGGACGUGGAUAGAUACACCACAUUCUCAGACCUACCAAGAGAUAUAAGUCAGCAGAUUUUUGAUGAGUUGGUGUGUUCCCAACAGUUAACUUUAAAGUCUCUUGAGGCAUUUCGUGACUGUGCAAUUCAGGAUCUUAACUUGGGAGAGUACCCUGGAGUUAGUGAUGAAUGGAUGGAUGUCAUCUCCUCGCAAAGUACAUCACUGCUUUCUGUUGAUUUCUCGGGUUCUGAUAUCACAGACUCUGGUCUGGUUUCUUUAAAAGGUUGCAAGAACUUGGAAUCUUUAAACUUUAAUUUCUGUGACCAGAUAUCAAACCGCGGUCUGGAGCAUCUUAGCGGACUCUCAAACUUGACAAGUCUAAGCUUUAGAAGAAAUGCUGCAAUCACUGCACAAGGGAUGCGUGCCUUUUCCAACUUGGUUAACAUGAAGAAACUAGAUCUUGAGAAGUGUCCUGGGAUUCACGGUGGGCUUGUUCACCUGCGAGGUUUAACAAAAUUAGAGUCUUUGAACAUAAAGUGGUGUAACUGCAUAACGGAUGCAGACAUGGAGCCUAUCUCAAAGCUUACAAAUCUGAGGAGCUUACAGAUUUGCUGUAGUAGGAUUACCGAUUUUGGUAUCAGCUACCUUAAAGGACUAAACAAGCUUAAUUUAUUGAACUUGGAAGGGUGCCGUCAUGUUACCGCUGCAUGCCUGGAGACGCUCACAGCUCUUAAAGAGUUGAUGUUCUUGAACCUCAAUAGAUGCAAUCUUUCAGACAGUGGAUGUGAAAAGUUUUCUGAUUUAAUUAAUUUGAAGAUUUUGAACUUGGGAAUGAACAACAUUACAAACUCAUGCUUGGUCCACCUGAGAGGUUUGACAAAGUUGGAGAGCUUGAACUUGGAUUCUUGUAGAAUUGGUGAUGAAGGAUUGGUACAUUUAUCAGGUAUGCUUGGGCUGAAAUCGCUGGAACUAUCCGAUACUGAAGUAGGAAGCCAUGGGCUUCGCCAUCUCUCUGGUCUCUUGAACCUGGAGAGCAUAAACCUGUCGUUCACUGUUGUCACCGAUAGCGGGUUAAGGAAACUAUCUGGUUUGACAUCUCUUCGAACACUGAAUCUGGAUGCCCGUCAUGUCACUGAUGCUGGGCUCUCUGCGCUCACGAGUUUGACUGGAUUGACUCACCUUGAUCUCUUCGGUGCUCGUAUCACAGACUCUGGAACAAAUCAUCUACGAAACCUGAAGAAACUACAGUCACUUGAGAUAUGUGGCGGUGGAUUAACUGAUGCUGGUGUCAAGAACAUAAAAGAUCUUUCAUCCCUCACACUCCUCAAUCUAUCACAAAACUCGAACCUCACAGACAAAACACUCGAGUUGAUUUCCGGGUUGACCGGAUUGGUCUCUCUAAACGUCUCAAACUCUCGAGUAUCAAACUCAGGACUACGCCACCUGAAGCCAUUGAAGAGCCUGAGAUCUCUGACCUUGGAGUCCUGCAAGGUCUCUGCUAACGACAUCAGGAAGCUUCAGGCAACCGAUCUGCCAAACCUAGUCACCUUCCGUCCUGAAUGAAAUAAUUUGUCAAAUGACAAAUUCAGAAUCUCUGUAAAUAGAUCGAUCUCUUAUGGUUUCAGACAAAGUCACCUGUCUUCUUUGUAUAUAUAUGGAGUCCAAAACAAAUGCUCUUCUUCGAAUUAAUUACAGAAGAAACUGUAAAUAAAGCUUUCACAAGCUAUGGUUUGGACAAAAGAGUCUUUGUUGCUCUUCUAUGUUGUCAGCUUUUGUAAAUCUAUGUAAGAUUCUUAUGUAAAAAUUUAUUGUUUCUGGCACUUAAGUAAAUCUUCUAAAGGUCAAAUUUCAGAUAAGGAAAAGAGAGAAACAACACUACCACUAAAUUACUGUAAAAUGAUAUGUUACAUCUAAAAACAUGUCAGAAUACUUGGGUCACAAGUCUUUCAACCAAAAAAAACAAAAGAGAAAGACUUAAAAAGGGAAGACAGAAUAGGAGAGAUCAGAUCAUCUCUGUGGCUGAUCAGAGGCAGAGGCUCCAGCAGCUGGUGCAGCUGCUGCGUUGCUCGCUGAUCCGUUCUC